AGCUCGUUUGUUACUGGUCAGUCAGCCUGUUGUGUGUUCUCCGUGGUGAUGUGCGGCUGUGUCGCCUUUGAGUUUAAUAUAAACGGGACAUCAGAUGCAUUGAGAAGGAGUUUCCCACGUAACAUUUAAGGACUCUUACGGGCAGGAUGCAGUCUUCAAACCACCGGCUACGAGACAUGGAGCAGCAUCACCCGCUGCUGUCGGCAGGCGCAGACGUGGAGAUGGGGGGCCUGGGAGCCGGCGUGAUGGUCGGGGGCCCCCACUCGGGCCACACAGCAGGAAACCGCACACUGUGGUUCAUUCAGGACAGCUGCGGGAUGGUGUGCGCCACCAUGACCUGGUUCCUGGUUCUGUACGCCGAGUUUGUGGUGAACUUCGUCAUGCUCCUGCCCGCCAAGAACUUCUGGUACUCGCUGCUGAACGGGGCCACCUUCAACUCCCUGGCUGUGCUCGCGCUGGCCUCGCACAUGCGCACCAUGUUGACUGACCCGGGUGCGGUUCCUAAGGGCAAUGCAACUAAGGAAUAUAUGGAGAGCCUGCAGCUGAAGCCUGGUGAAGUCAUCUACAAGUGUCCAAAGUGCUGCAGCAUCAAACCUGAGAGAGCGCACCACUGCAGUAUUUGUAAACGAUGCAUCCGGAAGAUGGACCACCACUGUCCCUGGGUCAACAACUGUGUGGGCGAAAAGAAUCAGAGAUUCUUUGUGCUUUUUACUAUGUAUAUUGCACUGAUCUCUACCCAUGCCCUCGGCCUCAGCGGUAUGCAUUUCUUCACUUGUAUUAAAGUCCAGUGGAACGAGUGCAGUGACUUCUCUCCAGGGGUGUCUGUGCUGCUCCUCAUCUUCCUCUGUCUCGAAGCCAUCCUCUUCCUCACUUUCACGGCUGUAAUGUUUGGCACACAGAUUCACUCCAUUUGCAAUGAUGAGACGGAGAUCGAGCGUCUAAAAAACGAGAAGCCAACGUGGGAGCGUCACAUGAGAUGGGACGGAAUGAAAGCCGUGUUUGGGGGUUCGCCGUCUCUACUGUGGUGUAAUCCCUUCACAGGCUUGCGUCUGCGGCGCUUGUUGCUGCUGAGCCACAGUCGCCGCGGAGGCUCUGAGUUUUCUGUCUGACAAUCUGAAAGGAUCUGAUGGAGAUCACCAACACGUUGGCUGUGUCUAAAACAGGAUGUGUGGUUUGCUCUCUAUGGAGUGGACUCGGAUGGACCUCUUCUUACUGAGGCUCUCCUGUUUUUUUUUUUUUUUUUUGCUGGGGACCUCAGUGCAUCACAAACACCUCUCAGAGUUUGUAUUAUCACCUUGGUGUUCUGCACAAGUAUCCUCAACAACUGGACUAUUUGAUUUGAUUUGUCUGUGGGCCAUUUUUAGCAAAGCAUGAAGUAGAAAAGCUCAAGUGACUUUCUUAUUUCUGACCGUUUGAGGUACUGGUGGAACUCAAAUCAUGCACCUUUAAUACGCAGCUUCAGGAGUUUGUGUUUUGUUUUGUUUUUUUGCUGCACAAAAGGCAUUCAAAGACAAAUCUUUUAUUAUCACUGGACCACACAAGACGAUCUUAGUUGGGGUGACGUUACUACUUGUUUGGACCCAAACUAAGGAAUCACCAGUCAGGAACAUGCACUUCAAACAGAACGCUUGAGAAAAGCCCGACGUGGACGUCUGAGAUUAUACCGUGUAAUAAAACUGUGACAAUAUGCAUGUAGAAUGGCUCAAUGAGCCAACAUCUCAGCCUGGAAAUGAGGCUUUCAUCAGCGUACUUUGAACACAAGCCUCAUUCUUAUUCAAAUGAACUGAGAGGCUUGUCCUGUCCGUUCAUCCAUCUUUGUCGUGUUUUUUGUAUUCUUUUAAGAGAUGAAAUCUUUUGCGUUUUGUGAGCCAGUGGAAAUGAAUAUUCUCUUCAUUUUCUAAAUACCUGUUGAAGCUCACUCCUCAACAGACAGUGAUAACUACUGUUAUUCUGAGUCCUCGUUCGGACAAAACAUCAAAUUUAUUUAGUAUUAUCUUAACUUUCCGUAGGUUUCCUAUGUCACCACUCCUACAUGCUGCUUAACGUCUAUAAUGUUUCUAAAACAAUAAGUGACUGUCGAACCACUGAGAUGCCUCCCUGUGUUUAAAAAAAAAAAAGGGUUGUAAACUGAAUGUUACAAUAAUUUUCUUCUAAAAGGUUUAUGUCUGUGUGAGGGAAACUCUGUGUUUAGUAGGAAUACACGAGAACAUUUGAAUGAGACUGCGUUGCAUUUACAUCCCUGCAGCACAACCUCACACGCCGCUCGCCGGAGAGGAGUCGGAGACAUGGUUGGUUUUUGCAUGCUGCUUGGCAACUGCGUGGUGCGACAUUUGGACAAGCACAACAUCAUUUGAAUCAUCGUGAGCUCAGUCUGAUUCGCAAAGCUUCCAGCUUCUGUAGCUCAAGCCUGUGGAUUUGAAAAAGAAAGCGCUCCGCUGAAAAAUGGUCCAUUCUUUUUUUAAAUUUUUUUUAGCUCUGUGUGCAGGCUUUUGUUGUCGAACGAAGUUUCAGAACAGAUGCUCGAAAAAAAGCUUAACCGAUUUGUCCGCCGCAUAAAGUUGAAGAUUUAUGAAAUCUCGUGGCUGUAGAAGCUGAUUUUUCUUGCAGUGUUAUCAGAGCACUUAAGCUGGUGAAUAAUGCAAUCAAAUCACUUGCAUUGAAAAGAUAUAAAAAUAUCUGUCUUGAUAUUUAACUGUGCAUAAGUAAUGGGCCCUUUGGCACUGGAGACUGUGGCUUUUUGAAUCUAAAGUUCACCGUUUAAAGUGUUGACUGUAAGGCUGGUAUUGCCUUAGUUUUUAGAUGUUAUGUUAUUGUUUUGUUGUUUUUUUUUGGGGGGGUAUUACUGUUUUUUUUUUACUCAUCUGUGGUUGUCAGAAAAAGAAAAUCUCUGCUGUUUACAAUGGAUAGUACUGAAAGCUCUUAAACUGUCAUUAGAAUGUUUUCUGUCCAGAGGUAGGAGCACUGAUAUCAGGGGAUUUUCUUAUAGCUGGUCUCUAAUUCCGUAUAUUUUUUUUAUUUUGCUGAACUUCAUCACAACAGAUUUGAAUAUUAUACCUAAUCCAUACUCAAGUCAUUUUUUACCAAACUGUUUACUGAAAACAACUAAAGAUCAAGACAGUUACAUCCUAAAAGAAAGCACAUUUAUGUCAAUCUGAAAGACAGAUUUGUCGGAAGACUUAACCAUGAAAUUAUGCUAUAUAGUUUGCAAAUGCAAAUGUUGUUUAUCAAGUAAAAGCAGUUUUGGAAAGCAGUUGCAAAAUGACAUAUUUCGAUCUAAACAAACAAUGAGUUUUUCAAAGCUGAUGUUAUUAAAUUAGAAUCCAGUCUCUGAAGCAGGUCCUGGGUCAACGAGGCUAAUGUAGUUGUGUUAGUUGGGAAAACAGAUUUAAUAGAUUAACAAAGAAAUGUUGCUGUUUUGAUUUCAUGGUUGAUGUCUGCUAGCAUCAUUUAGACAAACGUUUGAUGUAAAAGAGUAUUUUGACAGUGGGUUGUUCCUGUUUCAAGACCGAACGUGGAUGCUGUAGUUUAUGUCUCAAAGUGAGAUUCCAUUACAGGGUGUGUAGUUCUACAAUCAUGAUCAGUGGACUAAUCUGUACCAAGAUAUGCUUUUGUUUAGUUCUUUUUAAGAUGAUAUUGAUCAUGAUAUUUUCUGUACCUUCUGCUAAGUGACUUAAAGGUUCAGUCACUGUGAUUGUUGAGCAUUGUACAAAAUUAUUGAUACAACACUAUGCUGUCAAAGCUUUUUGUCAUACCGGCUUACAGUUAAAGGUGAUUUUUUUUCAGAAAGUUUAGGAAGAAGAUGGUUUUGUGAUGUACAGUAACAGUGAUGGAUGUUUGAUUGAAUAUUUAUAUUUAACUCCACCAAGAACAUUUAUGAAAGAUUUAGGUUCCUUUUCAGGGGAAAAUGUUUCUUAAAGAACAAAAAUCAUUCGGUUUUAUAAACAAAGUGUAAGGGUAACUAUAAACCAACUGAAUGUUUUGAGUCUUUUUUUUUAUUGUGUCAACAAAUAUGUCAUUGUCAUUCUUUUACAUAAUAAACUUGAAUAAAUUAAAGCUA
Molecule: messenger RNA, 4057 nt
Organism: Austrofundulus limnaeus
Lineage: Eukaryota; Metazoa; Chordata; Actinopteri; Cyprinodontiformes; Rivulidae
Gene: zdhhc7
Product: zDHHC palmitoyltransferase 7
Exons: 7
Coding region: 147-1109 (320 amino acids)
Molecular function (GO): palmitoyltransferase activity
Source: RefSeq, a predicted model, not a curated record